AAGGUGUUGGUUUGAACUCAAUACAAAGUAUCCUUUGGCCUCUAUAGCUAUCCAUAUAUCUCCUUUCCUAGGAUAAUAGCUUCAGUCACGGGAGAGAGCAGAUGUUCUUCUUACAUAAGAUAUGCACACAGAUUCUGUGUAUAUCUCUAGAUCCAUGUUAAAGAAGAGAUUGUGUAUAAAAUGGAUUUCUCGGAGUCUACCAAAAUCGUUGCCAAUAGAAUCCAGACACUGGACCCUGAGAAUGUCUCGAAGAUCAUCGGCUACCUCCUUUUACAAGAUCAUGGUGAAAAGGAAAUGCUACGGCUUGCGUUUGGCCCUGACACCCAGUUGCUAUCUUUGAUUAGCAAGGCGAAAGCUGAUCUUGGGUUGUCUUCGAAACUGCCGGUCUUGGCUCCAAUUCCUCGUGCUCUCAUCCAGCCAUCACCCCCCAUUUCUGAUAUCCCCCUACAAUUCACACCCUUCACUCCGGUGGUGUCUCGUCCGUUCUCUUCUCCCACAACCUUCCAGGCUGCUGCAGCCCAGUAUUGGGAGCCACAGCUUGUUUCCGUCGACCAGCAACAGGUUCACGCCCUCGAUUUCGUUCAUCCUGCUGCGUUUGCAGACUUGCUUGAAGAUGACUACCUCCUUCAUGAUCCAGCUCAGUUCUUGAGCAUGGAGGAUCAAAUUGAGCAUGUAAGCCCUGUCGGAGCUGAUUUCUUGGGUAACUAUUGCUACCCCGAAUCGACAUUGGAUUCUUUGAGUGCACGGAGUAGGAGAUCGCCGAGCCUUCCUGAAUUCCCCAUCAAAGCUUGCCAUUACUUCAAGAAAGGCUACUGUAAGCAUGGAACAAACUGUAGGUACUUACAUGGACUAGACCUUCCGGAUAGCUUCUCUCAAAUCUUUAUUCCGAGUUCGAAUGAUUUGGUUGACAAAGACCAUGUUUUCCCGCCCGUGUCGCUCGAGAAACUGGAAUUGGAGAUUAUGGAGCUCUUGAAAUCAAGGAAAGGGAUGCCUGUCUCGAUUGCCUCUCUGCCGAUGAUGUACUAUGAGAAGUACGGGAAGACUCUACAAGCUGAGGGGUAUCUCACGGAGAGCCAGAGACAUGGGAAGGCAGGUUACAGCCUGACGAAGUUGCUCGCUCGAUUGAAUAACAGCAUUCGGCUCAUUGACAGACCACAUGGACAGCAUUCUGUAAUCUUAGCAGAAGAUGCUCCGAAAUAUAUGGAAUAUAGAAGUGAGAGGAGUGAUCUGGCGGCGGUAGUUGCUGGGUCUAGACAGAUUUAUCUGACUUUUCCUGCCGAAAGCACCUUCACUGAGGAUGAUGUCUCCAACUACUUCAUGAGCUUUGGGCCCGUUCAGGAUGUAAGGAUUCCCUGCCAGCAGAAACGGAUGUUUGGGUUUGUAACUUUCUUGUUUCCGGAGACUGUGAAGCUGAUUUUACAAAAGGGGAAUCCACAUUUCGUCUGUGAUUCUCGUGUUCUUGUUAAGCCUUACAAGGAAAAGUCGAGGCUCGUUGACAGAAAGUAUACAGGGAAAACCGACCCUCCAAUGUGCUGUCCUUCUCACUUUGUAGAUAUAGACGCGGAACUUCACUCAAUGCCGAGAGUCUGCCCCGGUUCUAGAUUACUUAGUACGCAGCUGAUUAAAGAGCAUGAACUGAUGUUAGAGUUUGAGACGAGGCGCCUUUCCGAGUUGCAGUUAGCACCCAAGCAACUGACUCAGCAGCCACUUCUAAGCUUUUCGAUGGAGGAAUCAAAAGUUACAGAAGCUUGUGCAGAUGACAACGAGUUCAAUUAUCUGCUUGAUGUUUCGAGCAACGGUUCUACAAGCGAUGACAAAGCAAGGCACACAAACAGCAGUUGCAAUGACCAAGACAGCAGCCAAGGAAUCAAUCUCCCUGAAAGCCCAUUCGCAUCAUCUGCAAUAGUAAACAGCAUUUCCAGAGUCUUAUACUAAUCCCUAACACAGUAAAAAUCACAGAGGUAGAAUCUUUCAUUCAGUUCAUUCCUUCGCUUCAAUACAACACCUUUUUCAAAUUCCCCAGCUCGUCUUGAAUCAACCGAGCUCUAACCCAAACAGCCCAAGAGGUUGCAAAGAAGGAAAGAAGAAGAUACAUGUUAGAAAUCCCAUACCAUGAUUGUAAUCACAGAAGCAGGUGAGAAAUGUCUUUUGAGUCUCUUUAGAAGAGAAUGAGAAUCUGUAAUAUAUUGUUUGCCUUAGUGGGAUGGGAAAAAUGAAAACUACAGAUAUGCAAAUGAUUCAGAAAAACUUGUUGAAUCUUUGUGACAUUGAGAAAUAUAUGAAACAACCAUUUUACACAAA
Messenger RNA from Magnolia sinica, 2301 nucleotides. Its product is annotated as zinc finger CCCH domain-containing protein 18-like. The record is from RefSeq and is a predicted model, not a curated record. The transcript has 8 exons. NCBI's taxonomy places the organism in Eukaryota, Viridiplantae, Streptophyta, Magnoliopsida, Magnoliales, Magnoliaceae. Bases 181 to 1935 code for a protein of 584 amino acids. Gene Ontology annotation, molecular function: metal ion binding; RNA binding.